AAUGCCCAACACCAUUGGAAAGCAUCUAAUUGGGCUAAAACACUAGUGGCACUUGCUUGGAAUAUAGUAGUACAUAUACUUCUACAUAGCAAGUUAGCAACACCAACUUCUUGAAUUAGCUCUCUAUACUUACCAACAACUUCAAACCUCUAAAACAGUUUCUUAAAAUGCUUGCUAAAUCUUACCACAUAAUUACUCCGUCCAUUUUCCGGCCCUCGAAAAGAUCUCCACCACCACGUAAAAUCCGAUUUCGACCUUAUGCCACCACUACCCAACCUAUACCCAUCUCGAUGCCCGAUAAUCGAGUUCCGACACAAGAAGUUGUUGAUGAUGCAUUAGUCGCAUUAUGGGACUACCAAUUUUUGUUCAUGUCACAAAGGUUGGAAGUACCAAUUCCUAUUAAACUAAAACUCAUUGAAGGUGCACUUCCUAAAGACUUUCCUUGUGGUACAUAUUAUCUUACUGGGCCGGGCCUUUUCAUUGAUGAUUAUGGAUCAAAGAUCCACCCGCUAGAUGGUCAUGGGUAUUUAAGGGCCUUUGAAAUUGAUGGGCCAAAUGGAGAAGUGAGAUUCUCAACCAAGUAUGUGAAGACUGAGGCCCAAAAGGAAGAAUGUGAUCCUAUUAGUGGGUCUUGGAAGUUUACUCAUAGAGGCCCAUUUUCUGUGUUGAAAGGAAGUAAAAUGAUGUCAAAUAUUAAGGUGAUGAAAAAUGUGGCAAAUACUAGUAUCUUAAAAUGGGGUGGACGUUUAUUUUGCUUGUGGGAAGGUGGAAUACCAUAUGAGAUUGAUCCUCAAACGUUGGAUACAAUUGGGAGUUUCAAUUUUAUCAAUGAUGAUAAUGAUGUUGAAGAUGAAAUUAAUUUUAAUCAAUCUCAUGCUUUGGAUCUUGUUGCUCGUAUAGUGAAGCCUAUACUCCAUGGAGUCUUCAAGAUGCCCCCAAAGCGAUUACUGUCUCACUACAAGGUUGAUGCUCAAAGGCGAAGGCUUAUAGUCAUGGCAUGUAAUGCUGAGGACAUGGUACUUCCUAGAAGUCAUUACACUUUCUAUGAAUAUGAUCCAGAAUUCAGAUUAUUGCAGAAGAAAGAGUUCACCAUAUCAGAUCAUUCAAUGGUUCAUGAUUGGGCUUUCACCGAUACACAUUACAUUAUAUUCACUAAUCAUGUUAAGUUGGACAUUUUAGGAUCAAUGGCUGCCAUAUGUGGACAAGCACCCAUGAUAUCGGCGCUUUCAGUUAACCAUAGCAAGCCAACGUCCUCCAUUUACCUUCUUCCUCGAUUUUCCACCAACAAUAAUAGCAAUUCCCAAUCUGAUGAUUAUUGGAGAAAACCUAUUGAAGCUCCACAACUUUGGUUACUACAUGUCGCCAAUGCAUUCGAGAGCAUUGAUGAUAAUGGAAACCUUGCACUUCAAAUACACGCCACUGCUUGUUCUUAUCAAUGGUUCAACUUUCACAAAAUGUUUGGAUACAAUUGGCAAAAUGACAUAUUAGACCCUUCAAUCAUGAAUUGCAAAGAAGGAAAAGAUCAAACAUUGCCUCAUCUUGUUGAGAUUUCCAUCAAAAUAAAUAGGAACAAAAGGAGUCAAGAGUGUUCUGUGGCAUGUAUAAAGAAACAAGCUAAAUCUUCUGAUUUUCCUAUUAUUAAUCCUCAAUGUUCGGGUUAUAAACAUCGAUAUGUUUAUGCAGCUGCUUCUUCUGGUUCUCAUCAAACAUUAUCACAUUUUCCCUUUGAUUCAAUAUUGAAAUUUGACAAUCUAACUAAAAGAGUAAGUAUAUGGUCUCCUGGUAGUCGUCGAUUUGUUGGGGAGCCAAUGUUCGUUUCUAAGAGAUCGUUUGUGGAAGACAAUGGAUAUCUUCUAGUGAUUGAGUAUGUAGCUUCACGUCGAAUGUGUAAUCUUGUGAUAUUAGAUGCUGAACGAGUUGGUGGAGUAAGGGCGGUGAUAGCAAGACUUGAAGUGCCAAGGUCAUUGACUUUCCCUCUUGGCUUUCAUGGCACUUGGACUCCAAUAGAAUGAUGAUGAAAGUAGGACCCAAUGUAUAGAGGAACUAAAUAAUUGGAUACUUCCUCCAUUUUCUAAAAGUUGCAUUUUUUUUUAAGAAACUUUUACACUAUUUAUGUAUUUACUUUAUUUGACAUAUAAUUUGUACCUAA
Messenger RNA from Beta vulgaris subsp. vulgaris (sugar beet), 2149 nucleotides. Its product is annotated as carotenoid cleavage dioxygenase 7, chloroplastic. Gene Ontology annotation, biological process: carotene catabolic process. NCBI's taxonomy places the organism in Eukaryota, Viridiplantae, Streptophyta, Magnoliopsida, Caryophyllales, Amaranthaceae. The transcript has 7 exons. The coding region runs from base 168 to 2012 and encodes 614 amino acids. The record is from RefSeq and is a predicted model, not a curated record. Gene Ontology annotation, cellular component: chloroplast stroma. Gene Ontology annotation, molecular function: 9-cis-epoxycarotenoid dioxygenase activity.